Mesocestoides corti is the source of this 942-nucleotide messenger RNA. The record is from the annotation of a GenBank genome assembly. NCBI's taxonomy places the organism in Eukaryota, Metazoa, Platyhelminthes, Cestoda, Cyclophyllidea, Mesocestoididae.
AGAGAAACCCCAGACAUCAACUUUCGAUACUCCUCGCCGCCUCAUCGGCCGCCUCGUCACCACUCCGUGCAUCCCAGACUGCCCUCAUCCUCCCUCAACCAUGAUGGAACCCCCGCGCCCGUGGAGUCACUUCCCCCUCCUCGUCCAGUCCCCUUCGACGGCGGCGUGAGUGAGACGCCCAUCACGCCCACAACCGUCUGGCCUCGACCCUCCAUUCCUCCGAAAACCUUCUUCCUGGCCAAGGAUAGGGCAACGUGUUCGCAUCACGCCUGUCGCCGCCCGCCAUUACCUCCAGCGGCACGCAAAAUCCGACUAAUCGGCGGCGAGUCAGGUGAUUUGCGCAUUCGUCUGGGCCUCCAGUCACGCAUAUUGUUUCGCGCAUGUCUAGCUGUUCGCCGGACCUACACAAAAAAGCUGUCAACCUCGAAAAUCUCGCUUUCGGACGGCACGGGCCCCGGUAUCGAUCUGAAACCGUAUUGGAUGGACUCGGUUACCGGACGUGGAUUACCGGGAAAUGAAUCCGCCUCCGAUUCCCGCCAAGUCGUUUCAACGGGCUCCCACCCUGCCGAAGCCAAGGGGCGUCAACAACCAGGCGACGCCUCCGCCCGCGCUGCCACCCCGCCGGCUGCCCGUGCUUCAGCCACCCAGGACGCAGACUCCAGUGACGCUGCCUGCUUCCACCCUCGCGAGCUCGGUCCAGCGGAUAAGCUCCACGCCGGAGCUGCUCGACGACCUCGGCAGCGAUGGCAGCUCCGCGUCGAUGAAGACCAUGGAGAGUGCCGAGUGCAGCGUCGAGGGAUUCACCCUGCUCGGUCUGCAUCCGCCUCUGGGGGUCUCACAUUCCGACGAAAGCACAGGGUUACGCAACACAAGGGCGAGGUCACCUCAACUUGGCGCAUUCAUCCCAUUGGACGACUCAAGGUCAAGGUCUCUUCAACCUGA